Messenger RNA from Cooperia oncophora, 342 nucleotides. The record is from the annotation of a GenBank genome assembly. NCBI's taxonomy places the organism in Eukaryota, Metazoa, Nematoda, Chromadorea, Rhabditida, Trichostrongylidae.
AUGAGCUCGAAGAAAGCGAUGACGAUGAGGGAAACGAGUGUGUCACCGGCAAAGAAAGGAAAAGACGAGGACAUCUCCGAUGCACAAGAAGAGCAUCAAGAAAGUGAAGGAGAGGAUAAUAACAAUGAUCGACCUAUUAAGCUAGAUCUUGCUCGUGGUGAAGGCAACGUGGAGUCGUCAUCUGAUGAGGAUUCGGAUUCCGACUGGGAAGCCAACGAGGAUAUUCAAUUAGAAAUCGAAUGUUGGCUCAUCUGGAUCAGGAUGCCGAACAAGUGGAAUGGUCUUCAAGGCGAAUUGCCGCUUGUAACCUGGACUGGAACCUCGUUCAUUGUGAAGAUUUGA